Molecule: messenger RNA, 2229 nt
Organism: Pteropus alecto (black flying fox)
Lineage: Eukaryota; Metazoa; Chordata; Mammalia; Chiroptera; Pteropodidae
Gene: WDR25
Product: WD repeat domain 25
Exons: 7
Coding region: 344-1963 (539 amino acids)
Molecular function (GO): protein binding
Source: RefSeq, a predicted model, not a curated record
GGAGGGCCUGGGGCGGGAGUGGGCUGGCAUCCGCAGCGGCCCGAGCCUUCCGCGCCCCUCAGCGCGGGCCUUUCACCGCCGCUCGCCUGUCCUUGGUCUCCGGUUCCUUCCGAACGCGCCGUGCCCUGGACCAUCCUAACCUCUCGCUCUUGACAGCUCUGGCUAACUCCUGUUCAUCCUUCAAACCCCAUCUCUGGUCGUACCUUGUUUGUUGCCUUCCUUAGUCUGUGGCCCCCGGCGUAGGACCCGUGUUUUGUGUUUAAUCUCUGCCCGCACCAGACCCAAUGUAAAACUUGGCACAGAGUAGUUUCCUCUAGAAGGAUAGCAAGAAACUGCGUCUUCAAUGGCUUCGUUGGUGGCUUAUGAUGACUCAGACUCAGAGGCUGAGGUGGAACCUGUGGGAAGUUUUAAUGCAGCCACCCAGAUGAAAGACACUUCGGAUGUGGUCAGACCUCGUGGGCAGGAUUUCGCGUCGGGAGUCCUGGACGUGAUGGAAGGAGGGACACUGCCCACAAAGCAAGCUGCUUGUGAAGACCCAGCCGGCCAGCGUCUCCCACUGGUUCGGCUCUGGAGAAGUGACCCACGAUCUUGCCCCAGCCAGAGACUACAGUGGCCCAGGACGGAGCCUGAAGUCACCUUCCACUCAAGUGAGCCUCCUCGCCCUUCCCUGUGGACCAGCCACACCCCAGCUGGCCAUGUGCCCCUGGCCGCCGCCCACUUUAAACAGGUCAAACUCUCCUGGGGAACUUAUGACUCCCUUGAGCCACCUUUCUGUGCCCAAACCAAACCUGAACCCCCAGGUCAAAAUGGCAGCUAUCUUCAGAGGAAAAGGCGCGAGGACUGUGUUGUACCCUAUACCCCAAAAAGGCUAAGACAGGGGCAGGCACUAAGCACAGAAACAGGUGGGAGUAAGGACACGGAGGCACAGGGUCCCCCUGUAGGGCGAGCCGCGGUCCCUCUCCGUGUGGCCCCCGGAGUGUCUGAGUUUAUUCGGCCAUAUUUGGACACUGAAUAUAAAGAAACCGAGAUUUCUAGGAAGGUGCUCUUUUACUUGCGAGGUCACAGGGGCCCCGUCAACUGCAUUCAGUGGUGUCCAGUCCCUUCGAAGAGUCACAUGCUCCUCUCAGCCUCUAUGGAUAAAACCUUCAAGGUGUGGGACGCUGUGGACUUGGGGAGCUGCCUGCAGACCUACACCCUGCACAGCGAGGCGGUGCGGGCCGCCCGGUGGUCUCCCUGCGGCCAGCGUGUCCUCAGCGGCGGCUUUGACUGUGCCCUGCACCUGACCGACCUGGAAACAGGGACCCAGCUCUUCAGUGGUCAAAGCAACUUUAGAGUCACGACGUUGAAAUUUCACCCGAAAGACCCGAGCCUUUUUGUGUGCGGCGGCUUCAGCUCGGAAAUCAAAGCCUGGGAUGUGAGGUCCGGCAAGGCGGUGAGAAGCUACAAGGCGACCGUGCAGCAGACCCUGGACGUCCUCUUCCUCCAGGAAGGCUCCGAGUUUCUGAGCAGCACAGAUGCCUCGAGCCGGGACUCCGCCGAUCGCACCAUAAUCGCCUGGGAUUUCCGCAGUGCCGCCAAGAUCUCCAACCAGAUUUUCCACGAGAGGUACACCUGCCCCAGCCUCGCCUUGCACCCGCGGGAGCCUGUGUUCCUGGCGCAGACCAAUGGCAAUUACCUGGCCCUGUUCUCCGCCGUGUGGCCCUACCGGAUGAGCAGAAGACGGCGCUACGAAGGGCACAAGGUGGAAGGCUACUCCGUGGGCUGUGAGUGCUCCCCGGACGGCGACCUUCUGGUGACGGGCAGCGCGGACGGCCGGGUCCUGCUCUACUGCUUCCGCACCGCCAGCCGAGCGCGGACGCUGCCCGGGCACGCGCAGGCCUGCGUGGGCACCGCCUUCCACCCCGUGCUGCCCUCCGUCCUCGCCUCCUGCUCCUGGGAGGGCGACGUGAAGAUCUGGCACUGAGCGCCCCAGCGCGGGCCCUUCUGGACGCCGGCCGGGCCCCGGGCUCCCCUUCUUCUUCGGGGUGGGUGGGAGUGAAUGCUGAGGUUGGCUUUGGGGUCAGACCUGGGUGGAAGCUGCCUCCACCACCCUGUGAGCCCCAGUUUCCUCAUCCGUAAAAUGGGGACAGGAACCCUUCUGUCUCAGGGUUGCAAGGUCUGCGUUGGUGAGAGGACCAGGCGGGCUGCCGGGGACCGAUGCGCAAUAAACGUGACUGUGCUGCUUUCUCA